GAACAGAAGGAAGAACAGAAGGAAGAGGUCAAGGAUGUGUUGGAGGGCUUGAACAAAUUGCUGACCCCCAACUGGUAUUGGAGUCGUUAUAUAAAUCAACAGAUCGUUCCGAGCUCAGUGACCCGCAGUUUGGUGCAGGUCGCCGAUCCCCAGACGUCAUCGCCGAUUUCCAAUAGCUCAAAACUAUAUAUUUUGGAAUGCAGUGGCUCUGAAAUCGUCGCUUCGGCCAGUGGCCAGAAAAUCACAUGUCCACCGCCGCCAAUAAUGUAUCACAACCGAAUGGAUCCCGAUUUCGCUGACAUUUUGACCAUCGCGCGUCAAAGUCGCCUACGAAAUAUAGGCAGUGCCUUUAGCAUCGACGAAAUCCAGCCUCCAUCUACGUCCCCACCUGUCUUGGAUCCCAUUUUCAAAGCCGGGCGCACCUCACGCGACUUUGAGGUGAUUUGGAAGCCGAUAAGCGCCAAAGUGAACGUAUCCUGUGCCGAGAACAUUGUAAAGAAGGCCAAAAGGCGGAUGAGCAAUAAUGAGAUCGUGUGGGAGGCGACAAAGAUGUGCUGGCACGACGACCUGGAGAUCCAGAUAGAGUCAAGGUUCUACUUCGUGAACCGCUUUCUGUUCACAUACUUUGCACGCAAUUUCCGCGACUUUUCGAGUCCCUUCUUGCAAAUGCCAGUGCAAAAAGUCCAAAUGGCCCUGGUAGUUCGCAUCUACGAAUGGAUGCUGGAGGAGCAGAAAAGCUUCUCCAUUGGCAAGGAUCUGAUACCCAUCUUCGCGGCAGCCAAGUGGCUGGGCGUCAAGGAACUGAUGGAGCAGUACUGGGGCACCUUUUCGAUGAAGGGAGAUGGCGGCAUUUGGGAGAUUAACGCCUUCCACACCUACCUCAUGGCCAGGGAUUUCCGGUGCCCGGAGAUUAUGGUUAUAAUGCAGGCACGGCUGCGUAAGUGCUUUCUGCCCAUUGUGGCAUCCUGGGAGUUCCUCGAGUUCGAUGCCAAUGAAGUGUCCUCUGUGCUGAGCCAGGACAUGCUCUGUGUCAACAGCGAGGACGAGGUCUUCUUCGCCGCCUUCUACUGGUUGGACUUCGCCUGGGCGGAGCGCAAGCAGUACGCUGUCCAGGUGAUGAAAAGCGUGCGCUUUGGACUCGUGUCACCCUGGUUGCGCCGAUCCAUUUGCAACAGGCCGGAAAACGAGCGCAUCGGUGAGAUUGGCCAGAUGCCAGAGAUUAGCCACUGCAUCUGGGAGGGCACAAUUUUGUGUCAGGCGAUCAUUGCCAAUGAGCAGCGGAAAAGUCAAAAGGGAAAGCCCGUCAUGGAAAUGCUAAAAGAGUUCGAGCACAAAAAGAUCACGGAGCGGUAUUGGGUGUACUGCGAGGGCGUUCCGCACCAUCAUGAUUAUAAAUGCGCACGUUAUCGAGAGUUGACCUUCGAGAGCUUUAAGAGGUUCCUACAUCGCCUGCACUCGCACUCAGAUAUCUUUAUGGAUAGCUUGAAGUUUGUGCCGAACAAGAAUUGGAAUACCUAUCGCUGCUGCAUCGACUUGAAGUUUCGUCCUUAUUGCGAACGCAGCUGUCCCAAGGUGCCCUUCUACGUCAAGAAUCUGAACUUCAAUAAGUGGGAAAUGCCUGGAUAA
Molecule: messenger RNA, 1626 nt
Organism: Drosophila erecta
Lineage: Eukaryota; Metazoa; Arthropoda; Insecta; Diptera; Drosophilidae
Exons: 4
Source: RefSeq, a predicted model, not a curated record